CAUCAGAGUCGUAACCAAGUCCAGACGAUUCCUGUGCGUGCAAGCCAUGGGUGCAUAUCACAAGAUGCGCAGUGACGACGAGGUCGAGCCGCCAGAGCCAACGGCAACGCAAGUGAGCGACUUGUCAUUGCGCGAAAGACUCGGCACGUGCACCGUUCGAGAGAACGAAGCGCUCGCGAUUUUAGACGACAUCGAGUCCAUCGCCCGCGAUAAUGCGUUGGCCGAUGCCGACGAAGAUGCGGCAGCGGUCAAGCCCCUCCUCAUGAACGCCUUGUUCCCAGAUGCGACGGAAGUUUUCGACAACCCGGGGUUCCUCUUGUGCUGCUAUCUACCCGGCGCCCCGACGGCCGAGACCAUCAAGUCCGUUCUCGCGCACCUCGAGAUGGAGGUUCGGCCCACGGGUACACGCGCCGAAGGACGCGUUUAUGACGCCAUCGUGUCCUCUGCCACGUACGACCAAGAUGUGGCAGCCCUCACAAAAUUUACGAAGUUGAGCGACAAGGAGAGCAAGGAUCGGAAACGUGACGCACAAUACCACCGCAAUCAGCAGCGCGACGUCAACCGCAUCGCGCGGCACAUCGUCAAGGUCAUGGCUGCUCAGGCCAAGAAGAAGAAGCCCACCAGCAUCCAGGAAGUGCUCCGCGCCAACGUCUUUGCGGACACGGGCAGAGUUCGUCGCGACACGUCGGCCAAGUCGCCCACCCGCGGCCAGGCAGCGCUUUGGGCGGCGCAAUUGAAGGUGCUACAGGGAGUCGUGCGCCACUUCCAGGUCAAGUACCCGUUGUGGGCAGCCUGGAACGAUGCCAAUGGUGAAGCGCCGUCGCCGCCCGCGCAGCCAGCAGAGCCAACCAUAGUGACGCGCAAGCGGAAGAAGACCGCCGUCGUCCCGACGCAAACGGUGACAGCGCCAGCUGACGUCAUCGACCUCACCUCAUCGUCCGACGACGACGCUGUACUCAGCCCCCCAGCAUACCGCCGCAAGAUGCAUUGGUCCCGGAAGGCCAUACGACGCAUUGGCGAAGAUUGAUGCCGUAGCUCACGAAUCGAUAAUCUACAUUUACCAAGUGCAUUAUUGGCAAGUAUCA
Molecule: messenger RNA, 1085 nt
Organism: Saprolegnia diclina VS20
Lineage: Eukaryota; Oomycota; Saprolegniomycetes; Saprolegniales; Saprolegniaceae
Exons: 4
Coding region: 47-1027 (326 amino acids)
Source: RefSeq, a predicted model, not a curated record